AUGAAAAUCAUCGACAGGAAAAAGAAUAUAUUCAAGUUGUCUCAAGGGGAAUAUAUUGCAGUGGAAAGCAUAGAAAGCGCUUAUUCGCAAUGCCCUACAGUGACUUCGAUUUGGGUCUAUGGGAACAGUUUUGAGUCCUUUCUUCUUGUUGUGGUGAUCCCUGAAAGAAAGGCACUUGAAGAGUGGGCGGGAAAAAAUCAUCAGACUGGAGAUUUCAAAUCCUUGUGCGAAAACUUUAAGGCAAGGAAAUACAUUUUAGAUGAACUCAAUAGCACUGACCAGAAACAUCAACUCCGAGGUUUUGAAAUGUUAAAAGCAGUUCACUUGGAGCCAACUCCUUUUGACAUCGAGAGGAACUUUAUAACGCCAAUAUUCAAAUUUAAAAGGCCACAGCUGCUUAAGUACUAUAAGGACUGCAUUGAUCGACUGUACAAUGAAGCAAAGGGGUCAAAGGUGUGA
Molecule: messenger RNA, 459 nt
Organism: Ilex paraguariensis (yerba mate)
Lineage: Eukaryota; Viridiplantae; Streptophyta; Magnoliopsida; Aquifoliales; Aquifoliaceae
Source: the annotation of a GenBank genome assembly